UCAUCGAAAGAGUUUAUUUUUCAACUCUUCUUUGGUCACAUCUACUUAUUUCUCUCUCUACAUCUAUAUAUAUAUAUAUAUGUAUGUAUCUACGCCCUACAUAUACGUAGAGCCGUUGUUUAUCGCUACCCUACUUUCAGUCGGUCCACAGUAGAAACGGAACCAGUCGGCGGCUUGUAGAGCUGAUUCCCAACUCUCCUCCUCUAUCAAUCGGAAAACCCCAACUCCGAUCAUCGAUAUCGCGAUUCUGUGCGGUUUCGGAUGUAAUGCCCUUCAUCUGUUCGUGAAUUGAAACGAUUUGAGUUUGGAGCAUUUUGUUCAACAAUGGGUAUGUCUGAAUCGGAUCAACCCGACUCCGAUAUGAGACCUGGUUCCCGUCCUAAGCCUUUUCAGAUCGAUCUUAACGAAGCUCCUCUUCCUUCUCCUCGCGAGGCCGCCUCCGCCGGAAGGAAAGAACACGGAGCAGGGUUUUCUUGCGAGUUUGGAGUGAAUGUUUGCAGUUCGUGUGGUAAUGCAGGAACAGCUGAUGAGGGUGGCAUGUUGUUGACAUGCCGCGGGUGUGGGGAAGAGUCGCAUAGGAGGUGUCUGUCAGCUGAUAAUGGCGGAGAUUUGGAUUGCUUCAAGUGUCUGCUUGGGAAGAACAUUAACAAGAGGAUGAGAAGGGGGGUUGUGCAUUUCGAUAUUAAUGCAUCGCCUCCACGUGAAGCAGACGGUGAAGGCUUUCUUGGGGAGGUUCAGAGGACUGGAAUUGGAGCUCUAGAUAGAGAAAGAGAGCAAAAGGCUAUCAAAUUGCAUCCUGUGCCCAACAUUUCUACUAUUUCCCAGUCAUUAUUAACUGCCGCUAUUCAACAAGCAAAUUUUCCGCGCACGGACAAUGGAUUUCUCAAUAAAACAUAUGAAGUUUCACAUAGUCUUAAGGCAGGCUUUCAACCUGAUGUUCAUAAUGGACUGACUAGAGUUGAAGGUUUUAGUGCAAAUUCUACGACCUUUCUUCCUAUAAGGUAUCCCUCCAAGGAUCCUGGAGAACUUCAUUUUAAAUAUCUUGCAGAUUAUAUACAUGAGAAAGGGGGAACUCUUGGAAAUGGUUGGCAUGUAGAAUUUAUUCACCAUGAGAAGAAACCUAAAGCUUAUGCAGUGUACUGUGCUCCUGAUGGAAGUAGGUUUGAAUCAAUGUUUGAAGUUGCCUGUUACCUUGGGUUGAUUUCCAACAAGACUUCUUUUGAAAGUUUUGAAGGGAGUGAUAAAUAUGGACCAUUUCAGCGGGGGUUACAUUAUAACCGAAGGCAAACCAAAUCUGGCAAGAUUUCAAGAUCCCAAAAUUGCAGGGGAAGUUCGGAUUCUAUGCAAUUAGAUUCUGACAUGGACAAAUCAUCUGGUAUUGAGUUUAAUCUUUCAAAUAUAUUAGAGAGGACAGGUGGGAGCACCAGAGCUGGCUCCAUCUCAAAUGUUGGUUUUGCUUUUCAACAUUUUGAGGAUGGGUGUCCGUUGCAGUUCGAAGAUUUUUUUGUUCUGUCUGCAGGGAAGGUCGAUCCUCGACCAUCUUACCACAGUUCUAGCCAGAUCUGGCCCAUUGGUUAUAAAUCUUGCUGGCAUGAUAAGCUUACAGGAUCACUUUUUUUGUGUGAGAUAUUGGAUGGGGGUGAUUCUGGUCCCAUUUUCAAGAUAUGGAGAUAUUCAUGUUCGAAAUAUUCCAUUCCAAUUGGUUCAACAAUCCUUUCUAGGCAUAAACCAGAACAAAAAGAUGGACAAGGUAAAGUAUGUGAAAAUGGUCUAUCUGCUUAUGAAAUGGUUGAUUGUGAGAGUACAAACCUUGAGUUGAUUCUCUCAGAAGAGGCUUCGCCGUCUCUGGCUGAUAUUGAUUUUGAGAAGGUGAGUUUUUUGGCACCUGAGCCUAGCAUGGGAUCCAAUGAUCUGAGGCUGCAUGAUUCUAUUAAGGAAUUUUCUUCAGAGGGGAGAUCAGCAUCAUUGGCUUGGGAGACUGUUUUACAAACUUUAUUGCUUGCAAUCCAGGAGACAUUUGAGAAAACAGGCAUGCUUCAAUUUUGUUGUAACCAUAGCCUGGAUUUAGUGAGCCCAAGAGCAUCGGAGAGCAUUGAUUAUUCCUUAUCUAAGUUUGGUAAUUCAUGGAAAUCACUAGUUGAAAUCCCACAUGUGAUCCGGUCUGUGCCUGAGUUUAAAAUUGCAUUUGCAUCUUUGGGGAAGUGGUUACAAGAGGACAGACUUGGAUUUAAUGCAGAAUUUGUACAAGAGAUCCUUGAGAAGCUUCCUGGGGUCAACUCCCUUUCUGAGUACAUACAUCUUAGUAAACGGAGUCAAUAUACAAAGUCUCAAACAGUUGGAAAUGGAUUUCUUCAUGCUAAAAGGACAAUUACUUUUACACCUAACAGUCGAAGGCCGUCAUCACAUGGGGAGUCUAGCAGGACGAAAUGCUUCCCUUUAGGCAAGCCACUGAGUUCAAAGCUUCCGGUGCAUCUUAUGGGUGAUGUGCUGCAGGCCUGGGAAUUUUUGUCCCAUUUCACCGUGGUUUUAGGCCUGGAGGAGCAGUUUUCUUUCCAGGAACUUGAAAACGAACUUGUUAAUCCAUGGCCAGAUCACAACAUGGCAGAUGAGGUUGAGAAAGAUAUUCAAAAUGUUGAUGUUACUGCGUGUACUGGCAUAUCAUUGAGAAAGGCCCACUCCUCUUUGCUUAAAAUAGUUGUAGGUGAACUCCUUGAUAAAGUGUCGGCAUAUGUGGAUACUAGUUUUGAGGGAGGAGAGCAUAAGUCAAAACGAGGUAAAAAGAAAGAUGCUGACCAUGUAUCCAAUCUAAAGAAAGCAAAGUUUGAUCUAUUGCAGAACAAUGAAAUAACUUGGCCUGAAUUAGCACGGCGUUAUAUCUUGCUUACUUUGUUCACAAAAGGUAACCUUGAUUCAACUGAGAUCAUUCAACAUGAGAGUGGCAGGAUUUUUCGUUGCUUACAGGGUGAUGGUGGAACUCUCUGUGGUUCUCUCACUGGAGUGGCAGGCAUGGAGGCAGAGGCAAAGUUUCUUGCUGAAGCUACAAAGAAGAUCUUUGGCCUGAUGAAGAAAACUGAUCUUGUUGUCUCUCGUAAUGAGGAGCCUGAUUCUGGGGCUUCUCAAAUUAUUGCUGUGGCGGGUCCCAGUGAAGAAGAGCCUGAAUGGAUGCAGGCACUGGAACCUGUCCGAAAGCUGCCUACAAAUGUUGGUGCCAGAAUUAGGAAGUGUGUUAAUGAAGCUUUGUCGAAAAAUCCUCCUGAGUGGGCAAAGAAGAUUAUGGAACACUCAAUUAGCAAAGAAAUUUAUAAGGGGAAUGCAUCUGGACCAACCAAGAGGAUCAUUGUGAGCCUACUAACAGAUUCUGGAAGUAAAAGCAUUCAGCCCAUCAGGCCUGAAAAAAAAGAGAAGGUCAAAAGUGUCCUUACAACAUCAGAUCUCAUAAUGAAAAAGUGCCGAAAUGUGCUGAGGCAAGCCGUUGGGGAAGAUAAAGGAAAAGUCUUCUGCAAUCUGUUGGGAUCGACACUUGUCAAUCCUUCAGAUAAUGUUGAUGAAGGAACCCUGGGAUAUCUAGCAAUGGUGUCUCAGCCUAUUGACUUCCGGACAGUUGAUAUGAAGUUGGCUACAGGAGUAUAUAAUGGUUCACAUGAAGCAUUCCUUGAGGAUGUUCAGACGGUCUGGUAUAAUGUGCGCAAAGCAUAUGCUGAUCAGCGCAAUCUGAUCCACUUGGCAGACAAAUUGUCUGAAAAGUUUGCAGAUAUGUUUCAGAAAGAGGUGCUUGCUCUUGUCCAGAAAAUAGAAGAACCCAGAACGAACGCUACAAGUGAUGGAAGCCACUCGUCAGAAUUAGAAGACAUGCUUUUGCAUGCUUCUGACAGCCCACUAAUUGAAGCGCCUUGGGAAGAUGGACUUUGUAAGGUAUGCGGGGUGGACAAAGACGAUGACAACGUUCUACUCUGUGAUUCUUGUGAUUCUGAGUAUCAUACCUACUGUUUAAAUCCUCCAUUAGCAAGAAUUCCAGAUGGAAAUUGGUAUUGUCCAUCGUGUGCUGCAAAAAAGAACAAUUCUCAAGGAGCUGUAAAUAAUAACUCUGAGAUGGUUAGUUGCAGCCAGAAAAGGAUUCCCCAAGGUCCCACAUAUGAUUUUUUGAAAGCUCUCGCAGGGCUAGCAAAAUCCAUGGAGACAAAGGACUACUGGGAAUUGAGCUUGGAGGAGAGGGUCUUCCUUUUGAAGUAUCUAUGUGACGAGUCCUUGAACACGAGUGUAUUGCGUGAGCACCUGGAGCAGUGUGCAUCUACAUCUGCGGACUUGCAGGAGAAGUUGCGUGGUAUUUCAUUAGACUGGAAGAAAGAAGACUUACUGGCUAGAGGGAAUGCCAUGCAAACCAGUGUUGGAGUAUCCACUACAGAAGAAUCAAACAUCCUUAGAGGUGAUACUAGAGUAUCAGAGGGAUUAAGAGGUUCAGUUUCUAAGAGUAAUCAGGUUCUUAAGGCCGUGCCUAAUAUUCUUGCAAAUGGCCAUCAAACUGUUUCCGAAGCUAAUGGAAGUGUCUUGACCAGUCUUGAGAUGAGCACACUGAAGAAUGGAGUUUCUGAUAUAGAGGAUUCUAUAGCACUUAUAGAAUCUGAACUUCUUAGCAUUUCGGUUCGGAAAGAAAGCUUAGGGAAGGAUUCCUCUGACCGAGUAUACUGGGGUUUUAGUGGGCCAAGAAAUCCCCCAUUUGUGGCUGUUAACAGAGUCAUCGAGGAGCAGACUCCGAUGAAAAAACUUGGUGGCGUAUCUGCCACCUGGUUUUGUUAUCACGAUGCUGAAAUUAAAGAGCUUCUUGGAUGGCUAGAAGACGGCAGUUUAUGCGAGAGAGAGUUAAAGGAAUCUAUUUUGCAAUGGCAAAGAAAUAAAUUGAAGGAAUCAAGUCAUGCUGGUGACAACCAUGUCAGAAUAGAGAAACACUCGAGUUUCAUGCAGAGUAGAGCCCUUUCUUCUCUAGAAAGUAAGGUUGGUCCUUUCUCGAAUAUACAAUGCGAGGAAAAAAUGUACAGAUGCGUAUGUUUGGAACUUAUAUGGCCAUUUAGGUCACAUUGCAUAUCAUGUCAUAGGACAUUUCCUAACAGAGGGGAAUUAGAGAAGCACCAUGAAUUGAUAUGCAGUGGAAGUUCACCUGAAUCUGUGGCAAAAGAAGAUCACAAGGAUAAAGGGAAGAAAGUUGAAAAACCAGUUGAGAAAAGCCGUGGGAAGAAGGAAAUCUCCAAAGGUUCAAAAAGUGAAAAAUCUGAGAUAGUGAAAUUUCAAAGUCAUCCAGAUUGUCCAUUUGAUCUGAAGGAGAUAUGUAGAAACUUCACCACCCAAAACUGUCUUAAAGAACUGGUAAGUGGCUUAGGAUUUAAAGACAGUGGUGGAAUUCCAAAAUUUGUUGCCAAUGAUGAAUCACCAUAUUUGAGCGACCCUUCAUUGAAAUUGCCACCUUCUUCAUCCAGAGGGGAUGAAAAUGACUUAGGACUUGCCAAACAAGGUUCAGCACUAGGUACCAACAUAAUUGAUGUGGCACCAAGAUCUGAGAUACCCACAAGGAACAAAGGCGGUCAAAGGGUUGAUGUGAGAUGCAUUAUUCCUAAAUCAGCACUGAGAAAAUUAGUAGGCAGGGUUUCUAAUAUUCUCAGGCAUCUCAAGGUCAAGUUGCUUGAUAUGGAUGCAGCUCUUCCUGAGGAAGCUAUCAGGCCUUCAAUGGCAAGUUUUGAGAAACGAUCCACCUGGAGAGCAUUUGUUAAAUCAGCAAGUUCAAUCUAUCAGAUGGUCCAAGCAACAGUAAUGCUUGAACAGAUGAUCAAAGCAGAUUACUUGAAGAAUGAAUGGUGGCACUGGUCAUCUAUAUCUGCUGCUUCAAGUAUUGGCACACUUUCUUCACUUUCCAGGCGAAUUUGCAGUUUGGAUGCAACAAUGAGUUAUGAAAAUUUACCAUCAACAGCUCCAACUGAUUCAACAACAGACUGUUCAAAGUCUGUUGAGUCUGAUAAGUCCAGACCAAGUAAAUCCAACAAAAGAAAGAAAGAAUAGGAUGGGGCUAAGUCUUUCAUUCUAAGUUGGUUCCUAAUAGAAUAGGAAAAGGACAUCUUUACAUAGUAAAUCACAUCUCAUUACAAAAGAAUAGAAACUGAAUUGAAUUGUUAAAGUUUUUGUUAUAUUGUUAUCAUAUACUCUAAAUCAUUUAUGUAGUCAAAUAUUUCUUACUUUU
Messenger RNA from Impatiens glandulifera, 6223 nucleotides. RefSeq names its product methyl-CpG-binding domain-containing protein 9. Gene Ontology annotation, molecular function: protein binding; DNA binding. The transcript has 10 exons. Lineage: Eukaryota; Viridiplantae; Streptophyta; Magnoliopsida; Ericales; Balsaminaceae. Gene Ontology annotation, cellular component: nucleus. Bases 325 to 6045 code for a protein of 1906 amino acids. The record is from RefSeq and is a predicted model, not a curated record.